This is a messenger RNA of Aedes aegypti (yellow fever mosquito), 4248 nucleotides long. RefSeq names its product phosphoribosylformylglycinamidine synthase (gene Pfas). Gene Ontology annotation, biological process: 'de novo' IMP biosynthetic process. The transcript has 5 exons. Lineage: Eukaryota; Metazoa; Arthropoda; Insecta; Diptera; Culicidae. The coding region runs from base 154 to 4182 and encodes 1342 amino acids. The record is from RefSeq and is a predicted model, not a curated record. Gene Ontology annotation, molecular function: phosphoribosylformylglycinamidine synthase activity.
CAAAACAAUCUAUCAACGGGCCGGUCGGUCAUAUAGGUACCCUGCGUCUAGCACUUAAAAGCCCUACCAUGUUUGCGAAGCAGUAUUAGUUCGCGAUUAGCCACCGGCAGAAGCAAACACGUUUUCAAGUGAAUCAGAGAAAGUACAGUAGAAAUGGUGAUUGUUCGGUUCUUUAGUGCGGUCGAUGAUGACCAGCGGCAAAGGAUUCUGCAUAGAUUCCAAAAGGUCAAUGCGCACGUAAUCAAUCUACGAGUGGAGAAGUGUUAUCACGUACAGAACUCCAAGUACAGCGAGUUCCCCCGCGAUGUCGAGAAGCUGUUGCGAUGGAUUUUGAAGGGACCUCAACAAGAGGACAACCUUUCGGGUACUUCCGCACUGGAAAAGGAAAAGGAUAAUGAGCAGCUGAUCGAAAUCGGUCCAAGGUUCAAUUUCUCUACCGCUGAUUCGACCAACAGCGUUAGCAUUUGUCACAAUGUUGGCUUGCGAUUCAUCGAUCGCAUCGAGGCGUCCUACCGGUACCUGAUCAGCUUCGAUUCGAGCCGUUUUUCGGAGAAGGACCUUUCGCCUCUGAUGGAUAUCGUUUGCGAUCGCAUGACCCAAUGCAGGUACACCAAAGCCAACUUGCCGCAGAAGGAUUUCUAUGAAAGCUUUGUGCUGUCGGACGAGAAGUGGUACACUGUUCCGGUUAUUGAACGAGGUGUGGAGGCACUCAAGGAAGUGGAUAAAAAAUUAGGUCUCGCAUUUGACGACUGGGAUUUUCAGUACUACACCAAUCUUUUCCGUGAUGUUCUGAAGAGGAACCCAACGAACGUGGAACUUUUCGAUUGUGCCCAGUGCAACAGUGAACACUCGCGCCACUGGUUUUUCAAAGGCAAAAUGAUCGUCGAUGGAGUUGAAGAGAAAAAAUCACUGAUCGAUAUGAUUAUCGACACGCAAAAGUUUUCCAAUCCGAACAAUACGGUGAAGUUCAGCGACAACAGCAGCGCCAUCAAAGGCUUCACGCAUCAAAUUCUGACGGCAAGCACCCAUGCCGAACCAGGUCCAUUGGAGGUCAAGCCAAUAAGUUCGGAUCUUAUAUUCACGGCCGAAACCCACAACAUGCCAACAGCGCUAUCUCCGUUCAGCGGGGCUACUACAGGGACCGGAGGCCGCCUUCGCGAUGUCCAAAGUAUAGGACGUGGUGGAUUACCGAUCUGUGGCACCGUCGGCUACUGCGUGGGAAUGCUGAACAUCCCCGGUUACGAGCUGCCCUAUGAGAAGCAACUUGAGUAUCCUCCAUCCUUUUCAAAGCCUCUGAAAAUCCUAAUUGAAGCCAGUAAUGGUGCGUCGGACUAUGGUAACAAGUUUGGGGAACCUGUCGUGUCUGGUUUCACGAUAUCGUUCGGAAUGGUAACCAACGACAAUGAACGGUUGGAAUAUGUGAAGCCCAUUCUGUUCAGCGGCGGAAUCGGAACGAUGGACUCGAAGCUAAUCAACAAAAUUGAUCCGGAACCAGGUAUGCUGCUAACGAAGCUUGGCGGUCCAGUAUACCGCAUUGGAGUCGGUGGUGGCGCUGCAAGUUCAGUGGAAAUCCAAGGAGAUAACGACAGCGAACUGGACUUCAACGCCGUUCAGCGUGGUGACGCUGAAAUGGAGAAUAAACUGAAUCGCGUAGUGCGAGCUUGCAUCGAAAUGGGCGAUAGUAAUCCAAUUCUAGCCAUCCAUGACCAGGGUGCCGGCGGAAAUGGAAACGUCCUGAAAGAGUUGGUCGAGCCCGGUUGUGCCGGUGCUGUAAUAUUCUCUAAGGAGUUCACGUUGGGAGAUCCCACGAUCACGAUCAUGGAACUUUGGGGAGCAGAGUACCAGGAAAAUAAUGCCGUGUUGAUUGCUCCAGAGCAUAGACAGCUACUGUUGGAUAUCUGUGAACGAGAGAGAUGUCCAAUCAGCUUCGUCGGAUAUGUCACCGGAAACGGUUAUGUGACUCUUGUGGAUGAGAAGUUUGAUUCUAGUAAGUACUCCAAAAGAGACAACCCGAAAAACUUCGUUGAUCUACCAUUCGAUAUGCACUUGGAUAACGUCUUGGGUAAAAUGCCACGAAAGGAGUUCAAGUUGCAACGAAAGCCAAUGAAACUCAAUGACAUAAAUGUGAGCAAUAUCAACUUGACGGAUGCAUUGAACCGCGUGUUGUCUACCAUAACCGUAGGAAGCAAACGUUAUCUGACGAAUAAAGUCGAUCGUUGCGUUACUGGUCUGAUUGCACAGCAGCAAUGCGUUGGACCGCUCCACACGCCCCUUGCAGACUAUUCAAUCUGUGCAGUGUCUCAUUUCGGAUUUGAAGGAAUCGCUUCGUCAAUCGGAACACAACCCAUCAAAGGUAUUUUGAAUAGCGCAGCUGGAGCUCGCAUGUCGGUGGCUGAGGCGGUAUCGAAUUUGGUAUUCGCGGGAAUCUCACAGCUAGCCGAUGUGAAAUGCUCCGGCAAUUGGAUGUGGGCUGCAAAGCUCAACGGCGAAGGUGCUAAGUUGGUAGAUGCAUGCAAGGCCAUGUGCGACAUUAUGGCAAAGUUGCAUAUAGCGGUUGAUGGCGGCAAAGACUCUCUUUCCAUGGCAGCACGUGUUAAUACAGAAACUGUUAAAAGCCCCGGAACACUUGUAAUUUCCGCGUACGCUCCUUGCCCGGAUAUUCGGGUGAAAGUAACUCCAGAUUUGAAGGCUGCGUCUUUGGGAGUGGAAACUUCACUGCUAUUUGUAUCCAUUGAAACUAAGUUCAGGCUUGGUGGUUCCGUGUUUGCUCAGUGUUACGGACAUCUCGGCAUGCAUUCACCGGAUGUCCAACAAGCCGAGACUCUAGUGCAAGCAUUCAACGUCACACAAAAACUGUUGAAAGCUGGAACACUUCUAUCUGGCCAUGAUGUCAGCGAUGGUGGUCUAUUGACAUGCGUUUUGGAAAUGGCUUUCGCUGGACUGACAGGCAUCAAACUGGAUCUAACGGAAGUAUACAAGAAAUUUGGCAAGCAUUUUGAAACACUAGAUGAAGCUGCCAAACACAUCUGUUUCGCAGAAGAGUGUGGCUGGGUUCUUGAGGUAGAUACUAAGAACGUUUCCAAUGUGUUGGACGCCUAUCGAUCGACAGGAGUGCCGUGCAUUGCCAUUGGCCAUGCAUACAAAACUGACAUCCACGGAAGCGACUCAGCCUCGGUUAUCAUGAAUGGAUCUCAAGUAGUUAAAGCCAGCAUCAUCAAUCUGUUCAAGCAGUGGGAGCGAACUAGUUUCGAGAUCGAAAAGCUUCAAGCCGAUGAAACGUGCGCUGUGCAAGAGUACGAAACGUUCGACUACAGGACCGGGCCAACCUACAAAUGCAGCAUCAAUCCUGAUGUGCUUUACGCUUCCAAAGCCAUCAGUUCUCAACCGAAAGUGGCUGUGAUACGCGAGGAGGGCACUAAUGGCGACCGUGAAAUGUGCGCCGCUCUAUACGAGGCUAAUUUCGAAGUGCACGACGUUACGAUGAGUGAUCUGUUGACUGGAAAAACAUGUCUGGACAACUACCGUGGUGUUAUUUUCCCGGGAGGAUUCAGCUACGCCGAUACUCUUGGUUCUGCUAAAGGCUGGGCCGCAUGCAUUCUCUACAGUGACGUGCUGUCGCCGCAGUUCAAACACUUCAAGACCCGCAGCGAUACGUUCUCGCUCGGCGUAUGCAACGGCUGCCAACUGAUGGGAUUAAUCGGCUGGGUAUCUUUGGAGGAGCAAUCCAAUAGCACCGACGUUCCGGAUGUGGCACUUUUGCCGAACAAGUCGAACAGAUUCGAAUGUCGCUGGAGUACGUUGAAAAUCGGCGAAAGUAACUCCAUUAUGCUGCGCAAGCUGAAGGGCAGUGUUCUGGGCUGUUGGGUUGCUCACGGCGAAGGCCGCUUCUCGUUCAAAUCCGAACCGGUUCUGGACAAACUGAAGAAAAAUAACUGCAUUGCAAUGCAAUACGUAAACGAUCAGGCUGAACCCACCGAAGUCUAUCCGAUGAACCCCAAUGGUAGCGUUGAAGGUAUUGCUGGAGUUUGUUCGCUUGAUGGGCGCCACUUGGCUGUUAUGCCACAUCCCGAACGGUGCGCUAAAAUGUGGCAAUGGCCGUACGUUUCGGAAGGAUUCGAUUUCCAGGUUUCCCCUUGGCAUUCCAUGUUUGCCGAAGCUUACAACUGGUGUGUGGAAAAGUGAUUUUUGUGAAUGUCAUUAUGUCUGUAACAUAAAGCUAUCAAUAAACUUUACAAUUUGCUCUUACUA